Fopius arisanus is the source of this 327-nucleotide messenger RNA. It is a transcript of the gene eIF3j, whose product is annotated as eukaryotic translation initiation factor 3 subunit j. The transcript is spliced from 2 exons. Bases 1 to 327 code for a protein of 108 amino acids. NCBI's taxonomy places the organism in Eukaryota, Metazoa, Arthropoda, Insecta, Hymenoptera, Braconidae. Gene Ontology annotation, cellular component: cytoplasm; eukaryotic translation initiation factor 3 complex. The record is from RefSeq and is a predicted model, not a curated record. Gene Ontology annotation, molecular function: translation initiation factor activity.
AUGAUGCCAGAUACGAAGGAAGAGUUCGAGCAGUUCGGUGAACAACUCAUAGCUAAGAUCAAUCAAUUCAACAAGCACACGGAGUUCCCGGCAUUUGCUGAGGAGUUAAUAAAUCGUAUAGCUGUAAAUCUUUCUUCGAUUACCCUGAAAAAAAUAAAGACAACAGUGGAUAAUUUAGCUAUCGAAAAGUCGAAGCUUGAGAAAGGUGAUAAAGGAAAGAAAAGCAAGGGUAAAGGCAAGGCGAAAUUGAAAAUUGAGGGUGAGAAUACACAUCUCAGUGAAUACGGAUACGAUGCGUAUGACAACGAGUACGAUGAUUUCAUGUAG